Molecule: messenger RNA, 5750 nt
Organism: Talpa occidentalis (Iberian mole)
Lineage: Eukaryota; Metazoa; Chordata; Mammalia; Eulipotyphla; Talpidae
Gene: ADO
Product: 2-aminoethanethiol dioxygenase
Exons: 1
Coding region: 109-921 (270 amino acids)
Cellular component (GO): mitochondrion
Molecular function (GO): oxidoreductase activity, acting on single donors with incorporation of molecular oxygen, incorporation of two atoms of oxygen
Source: RefSeq, a predicted model, not a curated record
CCUCGCCGGAGGCUGCUGGCAGCCGUGGCGGCCGCCGGGGACCAAAAGGGGCGGAAGAAAACAGGGGGCGGAGGGACCCGGUCGCGGCGUGCGGAGGAGCAGCCGAGCAUGCCCCGAGACAACAUGGCCUCCCUCAUCCAACGGAUCGCCCGCCAGGCGUGCCUCACCUUCCGGGGCAGCGGGGGCGGCCGCAGCUCUUCCGACCGCGGCGCGGCGCCAGGCCCCGAGGCGCCGAUGCCGCAGGGCUUCCCAGAGAAUCUGAGCACGUUGAAGGGCCUGCUCACCCAAGUCCGCGCCGAGGACCUGAACAUAGCCCCGCGCAAAGCCACGCUGCAGCCGCUGCCGCCCAACCUGCCCCCGGUCACCUACAUGCACAUCUACGAGACGAACGGCUUCAGCCUGGGCGUGUUCCUGCUCAAGAGCGGCACGUCCAUCCCGCUGCACGACCACCCGGGCAUGCAUGGCAUGCUCAAGGUGCUCUAUGGCACCGUGCGCAUCAGCUGCAUGGACAAGCUGGAAGCGGACAGCGGGCAGCAGCAACGGGCCCCGCCGCCGGCGCAGCAGUUUGAGCCGCCCCUGCUAGCCCGAGAGCGGGACGCUCUGCGGCCCGGCGUGCUGCGCUCCCGCGCCGAGUACACCGAGGCCAGUGGCCCCUGUGUCCUCACGCCGCACCGGGACAACCUGCACCAGAUCGACGCCGUGGACGGACCUGCCGCCUUCCUGGACAUCCUGGCCCCGCCCUACGACCCAGACGACGGCCGUGACUGCCAUUAUUACCGGGUGUUGGAGCCCAUCCGGCCCAAAGAGGCCUCAGGCUCAGCCUGUGACCUGCCCCGAGAAGUGUGGCUCCUGGAGACCCCGCAGGCCGAUGACUUCUGGUGCGAAGGGGAGCCCUAUCCAGGUCCCAAGGUCGUCCCUUGAAGCGCCGCGCCGCGAGCGUGCCCUACUGAGGUCUGGGCCUGACUGCCUGCAACCCACCAAAAGGGCUCUUUUCCCUACCCCCAGGCUCUGGCAUCGGAUCUACUGGUGUGGGCAGUUGGCGCUUCCUGGGGAGCCCUGGGAAGCUCGGGCGACUGUACUGCAGACACCAGGCACGGUUACGGGGCGGGGAGGCAAAAAUGGGCCAGGUUGUUUCCUGGCUCUCACUGCCACCAAGGUUUUGAUUGGGAUGGGGGCGGGGUGGAUGGGGCAACUGUCUGAAGCGCUUCCUUCCUAAAGCCAUAAUGAAAAUACUCUUCCCUCUGUUCCAUAUCCUAUACAAAAUACCCAAAAUGGUUUUCUACAAUCCCCUGCUCCUCAGCCUUGGGUAAAGAGGAUUUGUUUUUCACUUUUGUCCUUAAGCCCUUUUACUUCUUAUUGUUAAGAGUUUUAACUUAUUGACUGCAUGGUCCAGUGGUUUGAAUUGUUUUUACUUCAAGUCAUUGGUAAUAGAUUUAAAGAAAUGAGUUAAUGUUUCAAAUGAGCUGUCCUGCCUAAUUAAUUCUUUGUGAAAAUUAAAUCAUUUUUUUGUUAGUCGGGGGAUCACCCUCAAAACAUAACUAUGCAUGUAGAGGAAAAGAUGUAUCUUCUUUCCUCCCCUUGCCCAAUAAGCCACAUCUGGCUUAUUCAGGCAACAUCUACUAAGUGAUUCAGCACCUCCAUAUCUCAGUGAUAAUAGUCAACUUCAAGCUUACCUUCCCCAUCAGUCUACAGAUCUGUGAUUUGAGCAGAUUUCUUGUUGCAGAUUCACCUUUAAUGCAAAAAUUAUAUUACCCUCAAGUGACUUGUUUUGUUUUGUUUUACUGUACUUUCAAGAGGUGAUAGGGUAUUUCUGUAUUUUUUUUUAACCAGAAGAUUCAGAAGAGCUGAAUCAGUAUGCUUCCAAACAACUGAAUGUAAAACACUCCUAGCCAGCUGUUGAACUCCUUCCCCCUAUUUACUUCUAGUAUUUUUCAGCAAAAGUAGAGAAAAAUACUGUUGAUGACUGUUUCCCAUUCUCUUAGUAGCUCUAAUGUCCCAGAGGGCUGGUGAUUCCAGCUGUGUUGUUGGUGGCAGUGUUCUCAUAGUCCUCCGAGAGAACCAGUGCUUGCUUCACCUGGUGUGGUUUUCUGUAGGAAGAAAGAGAAGGCACAGGUCGGUCAUCAACCCUUGAGAAUUAACUAUACUAUCGGCUGUAUUAGGGCACCAAAACUUGGGACAAAAUACUUCCCACUCCCAUCCUCUGAAAUGAGCAGUUUUGCUGUGACUAGUUUUAUUUUUGUCCUUUUAAUUGAAUGAGCAACUUUACCUUGUAUUGAUACCAUUUGCUUGGACCCAUAGAGCACUGUUGUUUCCCUCCAUUUUCUAUUCAUAGGAAUCUUUUCACAAAUCUUAAUUAAAAACAAACCAGAACUAAACAUAAAAAUUUGCCCAGUUGUCAUCUAAGCCCUCUUGAUUGACUUUCCCAUGUGGCAAUUGAGUUCUGUCGUCUAUAAUAAAGAAAAAUUUGCUAUUGGUGGAAAGUGUUGACCCUUUAAGAAAGUAGUAUGUACCUUUGCCUCUUGUAGGCACACCAGGUUGCAGAGACACACAGUGAAGGGAUAUUUGUUUCCAAUUUUUAAAAUAGAAUGCAAAAGCAAAUUUUUGAUGAAUAUUUAACCUGAUAUUACCACUAUAUUGUAAAAGCUAACACAGUCAUAAUGUCAAGCAUUCUUCCAGGUUGCUUGAAUUUUUGUUAGCUUCACGUUUUUGUGUGUUUUAUUAUACCUGGGGAGCAGUUUGAAGCCUUCUUCAUGCCAUUCAGUCUGAAAAGUGAAUUUUAACAUGCAAAUAAUGAUUUUCCUAGAAAAAUUCACAGUAUGGAUUCUUUUCAUACAGGAAUGAAUGUGUAUGCUUAUCAAUCACAUACCUACCUGUUGUGAAUUAUAUUGUAGCAAAAGGUUAACUUACAAAGAUUGUUGAUAGUGAUAUGUAUGCUAUAAUACAAUCUGGAAUACAUUUAACCUACAGAAAUUCAUUCUAGCAAUAGGACAGUAAUAAAGGAGUGAUUGUAUUUCCAAACUUUAUCAUGAAAAGUUCUAAAGUUCUCAAGUACACGCAAAUUGGGGUGCUUUUCAAAUGAAUAAUUGAAAAAUUUGCAAGCUGAAACAGCAAUAUGAUAUCUUUAGUUCACUAAGAACAGUGAAACUUUUGGUUGAUUAAGAAAUUGUGAGUUAAUGGUGAAAACGAAAUGUAACUUGUUUUUUCGGAAAGAAUGUUCUUGCAAAGAUAAAAUAUGGUGCAGUACCACCUUGCACCUCUGCAUAAACUGUUAGUCAUGACUGACUUGUGCUGCUAUUGUGUUUCUAUAUAUUCCUGCCAUAUAGACUUUGUUUUAUUAGCACCUGUGGGAAAAGGUUGUCUUCCCCUACAAAAGACUAAUGAGCACAAUACUACUAAUCACUUUCCUAUUGAAUAACAAAUGCAAUAAUUGCCUCUCCUGGAUGAGAAGUUGUCUGUCUAAAUACUUCUAAAACUUUUUAGUUCUCUGGUUCUAUCAAUGAGUUACAUCACUGCAGAGUAUUGUGUACCUACCUACUAUUUUAUGAGAAUUGAUUUUUACUAAGCCUGAUUUGCAUGGAUUGAAUGUACACCAACUUCUGUUUAUGAAUGAAAAUGGUGAGCCUAUUUUUUAAGUGUUUUGUCAACAGGAGUGGGUUCUCCAACAUUUUGAAUUGAAUAGCCCUUCAUUUCCAAAAUCACACUUUCUGGUCCUCCUUUUGCACAGUCCCCUUGUAGGUUCCUCAGUCUUGGCAUCUCAGGAGGACAUUGUCAUCAGCCAUCUAUCUAUUCCAGUGACUCUGAAUUCCGUGCACUAGCUCUAAAAGAAGCAAUAUAGCUUUAAUUCAGGGCUUCCUGCCCAUUGCUGUUCAACUCUACCCUGAGGACAGUGCCACUCCUGUAACUCUCCUGGUCUGAAAUCAGCACUUAAAAGUUACAAAGAGAAGCUGACCACUGCUCAUUUCAGUGGUGUCUACUGUCAAAGAAGAAAAACAUUUGUUAAGCCCCAUAUAGAUACUGAAUCUUAACUUCCAGGGAUAUUUACAUUUCUGGAUUAAAAUCAGUGUACCUAUGGAAAAUAAAGGCAUGUUUGGAAGUGCUUAGAGGUAAAUUUUACUGGUUAUUGAAAGAUGGAAAAUGAAAGUAUUACUUGCUAUGAUGUCUACAUUUUAAUUACUGUUAAAGGUUCAUGGUCUCUACUAUAUGUCUAUACUGAGUUACCUUCUGCAGAAUCUAAGUUCAAAUAAUAAUAUUACCUUAAGACUAAUAAUUAUUUCCUUGAGAGUAUGUUUUGAAAUAGUUGAAUUGUAGACACAUCCAAAACUAUUUAAUGUCUAAUCAUACUAUUUUGCGGUAACAGAAAAAACUUUUAUAUUUAACUUAAGGAAAAUAAACUCGUUCAGGAAAACAAAAGUACUUUCAUCUGUGAAGGAAAGAAAUUGUAGUCAAAAAUAUUUUGCUUUUCUUUUUUCCAUGGAAUUUAACUGUAGUUUGUACUGGCAGCAUUAUCAGCAUUUGUGUUGAUGCCCACUGUUCCCUCCACUCUGCCUUCCCCCAAACUGUACUGGACUCUUAAUGUCACUACAGCCACUUUUAAUAUAUACCAAUUUGCCCUAUUUUCAUUACCAGUUAGGACAUUGAAACAAAUUCCCUGGUUUAUGAACAAUAACAAAACCGUAUUUAGGUUUACAGACCUAUUUUUAAUGUACAUUGAACCACUACAAAUGCAUUAGGUUCUUUAAGGAAUUAUUCACCCAAAGUUUACUUUUAAUAAAAACGCCUAUUAACAAUUGCAACAUCAAUGAUAUAUAAUAACGCAUAUUGAAUAUAAGAAGUCACCAACUUUGCUUUAUAUGCUUUAUUUCUUGAGCAAAGUUAAAAAAAAAAAAACACCCCCAAAAAGUACCUGGAAUGUUUCAAGCAGAGUAAAAUCUGAUUAAAGAUUGACCUAACGUUGAAAUCAACGGGUAAAAGCCACAAGGUUGGCUCUGAGAAGACACUGAGGUAUGGGUUAUGUUAUGCCACUUCAUCAAGCCCACGUAUCAAAGUUGAAGUGGUUAUAUAACUAAUUUUGACUAUCGUCAAAAUGUAUUCAAUCUCACUUUCAAAAAUAGAUUUUGGGCGAAUUGUUUACAUCUUGAUUAAAGGUGCUGUGGAAUUAGAAUUUGGCAGCAAAAUUAUAUUAACAAAAUUCAGUUAUGCUAUAUUUUAACUAAAUUUCAGUAGGGAAGUAGUCAUUAAAAAUACAAAGUACCAAAAUGUAGUAUUGUUUCAGACAUUUUACUUGAACAAAAUUGGCCCAAGCAAGGAUAAUCUGACAAGCUAGGAAAUAGGAAUUUAAUGGCAUAACUACCAGUCUCGAACAAAUCUGUCACUGAAGUUUAGAGACAUAGUGUUUAGUAGUUCUAGAAAGAGGUAUUCUAUGUGUUUGAAAUAGAGGAGGAAAUAAAGGGUUAGUGAACCCCGUAAAUUAGGUCUCAUAUUCCAGAGUGGGUAAGGGUAAAAGGUACAGAGGUAACUACUGUUCUUAACUACAAGUCAUUAAUCAUCAGCUAGGUCUGAGGGAGUCCUAAAAGUGACAAAGGACAGAUGAUACGGUUUUUAGAUGUAGCUCAGCAGUGGGUUCUCCAAUAUGUUAUCCUGUAAGCAUCCAGAAGCAGUGGGUGAACUCAAUAUUUAGGCCCCGUUUUAAAAGUCAGGAUAAGUUACAAAGACAAUCCUUUUUUUCUUGUCUGAUAGGUAGACAAACACUU